Molecule: messenger RNA, 2049 nt
Organism: Ophidiomyces ophidiicola
Lineage: Eukaryota; Fungi; Ascomycota; Eurotiomycetes; Onygenales; Onygenaceae
Gene: AMO1
Product: peroxisomal copper amine oxidase
Exons: 3
Coding region: 1-2049 (682 amino acids)
Biological process (GO): amine metabolic process
Molecular function (GO): quinone binding; copper ion binding; primary methylamine oxidase activity
Source: RefSeq, a predicted model, not a curated record
AUGGUACUAGAUCGCCUAAAGCAGCUUACUCUCCAAGUGGGCGGGACCUCUUCCCCUCCACAUCCCUUUGACCCUCUCACAACUUCGGAAAUAGAUGCCACUGCUGCGAUUAUUCGCGAAAAGCACGGCUCUGUGAGAUUCAAUGGCAUUACUCUGUGGGAGCCGCGAAAGGCGGAAAUGAUGGCCUGGCUAGCAGAUCCGAAAAACUCUCCAAGGCCCCAUCGAGUUGCAGAUGUUGUCGCCAUUGCUCCUGGGGGUAAGAUUUAUGAUGGAGUUAUUGACUUGACGAUGAAGAGAAUUGUAGAAUGGAAACAUACCCCAGGCGUGCAGCCGCUCAUUACGAUGGAAGAUUUGCAGGCAGUGGAAGACUUAAUGAGGAAAGAUCCCGAAAUAAUUAAGCAGUGCGAGAUUGUUGGGAUUGCAAAGGAAGAUAUGCACAAGGUCUACUGUGACUCCUGGACAAUUGGAUACGAUGAGCGUUUUGGGAACGGCAUCCGCUUACAACAAGCACUGAUGUAUUACCGCCCAAAUAUUGAUGACUGUCAAUAUAGCUUUCCGUUAGACUUCUGUCCAAUUUUUUGCUCAGAGACCAAGAAGUUUAUCCAUAUUGAUGUUCCACCAGUUCGCAGACCAAUCAGUCGGUCUCCUCCAAACAAUUAUCAUGUCGACGCCAUUGAAAAGGAUGGAGGCUAUCGAAAAGAUAUUACUCCAAUCAAUAUCACACAGCCUGAGGGCGUGUCUUUUAACGUCAAUGGCCGGAUUAUUGACUGGCAGAAUUGGAGCAUUCAUGUUGGUUUUAAUUACCGCGAAGGCAUUGUCUUGAACAAUAUUACAUAUAAUGACAAGGGAACCGUCCGCCCGAUCUUUUAUCGACUUUCGCUCGCUGAGAUGGUGGUUCCUUACGGCAAUCCGGAACAUCCUCACCAACGCAAACAUGCUUUUGAUUUGGGAGAAUAUGGUGGGGGGUAUAUGACAAACAGCCUGACCCUGGGGUGUGAUUGCAAAGGUGCUAUCCACUAUAUGGAUGCUUCCUUUGUCAAUGCAGCUGGAGCAAGUACUGUUAUCAAAAACGCCAUUUGCAUUCAUGAGGAAGACGCCGGCAUCCUUUUUAAACACACAGACUUCCGUGAUGAUUCCGUUAUCGUAACUCGUGGCCGAAAAUUGAUAAUCUCGCACAUAUUUACUGCGGCAAACUACGAGUACUGUGUCUACUGGAUAUUCCACCAGGAUGGUACUGUACAAUUGGAUAUCAAAUUAACUGGCAUCCUCAACACCUUUGCAAUGAACCCCGGUGAAGAUACAUAUGGGUGGGGAACCGAAGUUUACCCUGGUGUUAAUGCGCACAACCACCAGCACCUUUUCUGUCUUCGUAUCGACCCUAACAUUGAUGGCCCAAACAACACAGUCUUUCAAGUCGAUGCUGCUCGUGGCUCUGGGGCAGUAGGCAGUCAAGAAAACAAGCAUGGAAAUGCCUUCUAUGCGAAGAAAACUAAAUUUAGUACCCCAAAGGAAGCCAUGUCAGACUAUGAAGGGUCGACAAGCCGUACAUGGGAGAUAGCAAACACGAACAAGCUGAAUCGUUACAGCAAAAAGCCAGUCAGUUAUAAAUUAGUUAGCAGAGAAGUCCCAGAGUUACUACCCAAAGAGGGCGGGUUGGUUUGGAAACGCGCUGGAUUUGCAAGACAUGCCGUACAUGUAACAAAAUAUGCCGACAACCAAAUAGAACCUGCAGGCAGACAUGUUCCCCAGACUUCGGGUGAGCCGUCGCAAGGCUUGCCCAUGUGGAUCGAUGAGACCAAGGAUGAAUCGAUCGACAAUACUGAUAUAGUUUUGUGGCAUACUUUUGGAAUCACCCACUUCCCAGCUCCUGAAGACUUCCCUAUAAUGCCAGCCGAGCCUAUGACCUUGCUACUUCGCCCUAGAAAUUUCUUUGAUAGGAAUCCAGUGUUAGAUGUACCUCCUAGUUAUGCUAGAACUCCAAGUCAGGUACUCAAGGGUAUCAACGGAUGUGGAGGAAAGUGUAGCGAUGGGUCGAGCAAGGCAGUUUAG